Drosophila hydei is the source of this 2039-nucleotide messenger RNA. RefSeq names its product inositol-trisphosphate 3-kinase homolog (gene IP3K1). The coding region runs from base 413 to 1756 and encodes 447 amino acids. The transcript has 4 exons. The record is from RefSeq and is a predicted model, not a curated record. NCBI's taxonomy places the organism in Eukaryota, Metazoa, Arthropoda, Insecta, Diptera, Drosophilidae. Gene Ontology annotation, molecular function: inositol tetrakisphosphate kinase activity; inositol-1,4,5-trisphosphate 3-kinase activity. Gene Ontology annotation, cellular component: nucleus; cytoplasm. Gene Ontology annotation, biological process: inositol phosphate biosynthetic process.
GUAAACCAGUUAGUCGCCCCACAGAGUAGAACGCGUGAACAGCUGGACUGCGUUUCGUGUGCGCUGAAUAUCAAUUAAAAUUCAAACGGCUUUUGUGUUCACAAAAUACUUCGCAUAACGGGCACAAGAGUAAACACACAAAAUAAAAUAAAAUUUAACAAAUUCGAAGCAAAAGCCGGACCCAAAGCCGAAGCCGAAGCCUAAGUGAAGUGCAGUGUGAGAAGAGUAGAAGAUAAAACGCAAAUGCAGUGUACUAAAGUAAAAGAGAACACUAAGAGAUAUAUGCAAAGAUAAAAAUAUCAGCUAAAUAAAAUAUGCAAAUCUGUUGAGCAUAGCGCAUAAUACAGUUAUUGAACACGGGAGAGACAGAGCUCACAAGUUUUGUGCAACGGAUAACUAGAACUAAAACCAAAUGACUAUGACUUCCACCGUGCUGCAGCGUCCAACAACAACACCAACGGUGGAAAAACAAGCUACAAAAGCAACACCAACAACAACAAGAAGAAAUCGCUCUACGAUGGCCUGGUCCCAUGAGAAAUUACGUUUCUCAUGCAUCGACAACAUUGGCCUGAAGCAGCUAUGGAAACUGAUUGCAUUGGAUACGGCAACGCCGCCAGCCGAAAAGUCUGGCAAUGUAGAGCACCACCAGCCAAAAACAACCAGCAACAGCAACAAUCACACCAACACUGAGCGCCUAGCGAUACCCUACGAUAACUGCGACAACUUGGCCGACUAUUUGAGCCUGCAAAGAGGAGUCGCUCAGGCCCGAUUCGUGGAGCCAUCGACGCCCACGACACAGCAGCACAUGUCGCUGCUCAAGUUCUUGGCCAUUAACGCUUUGGAGCUGAGCGCACCUGCCACGCCCUUGCUGCUGGAACAUCAACAUACGCAAUACAAGCCACACGGCUGGAUGCAGCUCUCCGGACAUCCCGAAAGCAUCGUGCCUACCUCGACGGGCAUUGUGCGCAAACGGAUCGCUGGGAUUGAGGACAGCGAAGUAUUGGCCUAUCAGCAGAUCUCGCAGGAGCCGAAGACGUUGCAGAUAGUGCCCGCGUAUUUUGGAUUGCGGGAACUGCAAACGCAGCAUUAUAUCGAACUGCAGGAUCUGUUGGCAGGCUUCAAAGAUCCGUGUGUGAUGGAUAUUAAGCUUGGAACUCGCACCUUUCUCGAAUCGGAGGUCAGCAACCAGACCUUGCGUCCGGAUUUGUAUCAGAAAAUGAUAGCUGUUGACGCAAGUGCACCGACGCCCGCGGAGCACGAGGCACAGGCGGUUACGAAGCUGCGCUACAUGCUCUUCCGCGAGUCGUUGUCGUCGUCGCACAGCAAAGGCUUUCGCAUUGAGGCGUUGCGACUACGUGGACGUGCACCUCUGAAGGAUCUCAAGACGUGCCGCAGCAGCGAGCAAAUCUCACAGACUAUCGAACAGUUUCUUGCCGCACGCAGAUCCGUGCAAAAGGAACUUCUGAAGCGAUUGAAGCACAUGCGCCUGGUCAUCGAACAGUCGGCGUUCUUCAAUCGCCAUGAAAUAAUUGGCUCAAGUUUGUUUAUUGUGUAUGAUGAUCACCGCAUGGGCGCUUGGCUGAUAGAUUUUGCCAAGUCCAGACAGCUGCCGCCACACCUGUGCGUCAAUCAUCGCAGUCCCUGGCAGCCAGGCAAUCGAGAGGAGGGUCUGCUCCAUGGCAUGGAUGAGCUGAUCCAUGCCUUCGAGGAGGUCUAUGCGCGCAGCGGUAGCCACCGCAGCUGCUUGAAAAUCUGAGUAACGAGUUCCCAGUGUCAACAUGUACCACAUGUUACGCAUUUGCCCCAGCCACGCCCACCUACAGGCACAUAAGACUGAUUUGCAUGUCUCCCAGAAAGUGGAAGAGGAGGAAACAGAGAGCAUUUUGACUAUUUUCCAUAUUGGAAGCAAACGAUAAGCGCCAGAUCUAUACAUCACAUAUGUAGAUAUAAAUAUAUAUAUAUCUAUAUAUUGAUAUAAAUAUAUAUAUAUAUAAAAUAUAGUAUGUAUAUAGAAAGAACGAUUAGUAUUGAGCACCAAG